Molecule: messenger RNA, 2035 nt
Organism: Sinocyclocheilus rhinocerous
Lineage: Eukaryota; Metazoa; Chordata; Actinopteri; Cypriniformes; Cyprinidae
Gene: gss
Product: glutathione synthetase
Exons: 13
Coding region: 279-1706 (475 amino acids)
Biological process (GO): glutathione biosynthetic process
Cellular component (GO): cytosol
Molecular function (GO): glutathione binding; ATP binding; glutathione synthase activity
Source: RefSeq, a predicted model, not a curated record
AAAACACGAGUAAACGGGAAAUCAGAAUCUGUCAGGAUCCUCGUGGACAGUGGCGUCAUCAGCGUUCUGUUCGCUGAUUGGUUGUCAGUGUAUGAGCCGUUGAUACGAGCAGCACACUUCAGCUAGCACGCCUAGAGCUACUUCCUAAAAGCGUCGGUCUGAUCUCAACCUGAGCAGAUGAACCGAGCUCUUGAGUAUCAAACAGACUCACGGUGAACGAGGACCUUAGGUGCCACACGAGUGAGCAAACAGCGCCCGCGCACAUCAGAUUUUCUGCCAUGUCUGUCAAACGGGAGGACGUCCUGAAGGAUGAAAAUCUGAUCACAAAUAUAGAGGAGGUAGCAAAAGACACAGCACUUUUACAUGGGGUGUUGAUGAGGACCAAAGAAACGCCAAACUCUCCUGAAGUGGCGAGUUAUGCACCGUUCACGUUGUUUCCCACACCGGUGCCCACAGUACUCUUUCAUCAGGCUCUGGCAGUACAGACACAUUUUAACCGACUGGUGGACCGGGUCAGCCAGAAUCCUGGCUUCCUAGAGGAAACUCUGGCCAGCACCAUCAAAGUUGACAAUUUUACAGCAAGACUUUUCAACAUAUACAAACAAGUUCAGCAUGAACAUCAUCCCCAGUCAAUAGUGCUGGGCUUGAAUCGCUCAGACUACAUGUUGGACCACAGUCCAGACGGUGGGACGUCUUUGAAGCAGAUUGAAAUCAACACUAUUGCUGCAAGUUUUGGUGGUCUUGCGUCACGGACACCAGAUGUCCAUCGGCACAUUCUGAAGGUCGCAAACCUGCCAGAGGAGUGUAAUAAUGUGCUCGACAACAACCCAGCAGCAGGUCUGGCCAGAGGUUUGGCCAAAGCCUGGGAGCUCUAUGGAUCUGAGAGGGCAGUGGUUAUGUUUCUGGUCGAGGACGUUCAGAGGAAUAUUUAUGACCAUCGAUAUGUUGAGAAUGAGCUGUGGAAAAGAAAUAUUCCUGUAAUAAGAAGACAGUUUGAAGAUGUUUGCAGAACUGGAUCCCUGGAUGAGAGCAAGAGGCUCUUUGUAGAUGGUCGUGAGGUCGCCAUUGUCUACUUCCGUAACGGAUACAUGCCCCAAAACUACACCUCAGAGAAGAGCUGGGAGGCCCGUCUGAUGAUGGAGCGCUCUCUGGCUGUGAAGUGUCCAGACAUCAGUACCCAUCUCUCCGGUACUAAGAAGGUGCAGCAGGAAUUGGCCCGGCGGGGGGUUCUGGAGCGCUUCUUCCCUGACGAACCUGAAACAGUUGCUCAGAUUCGGGCCACUUUCGCUGGGCUGUACACCCUGGACAUGGGAGAAGAAGGUGAUAAAACAGUAGCAAUGGCUUUGGCCAAUCCAGACCGGUAUGUGCUGAAGCCUCAGAGGGAGGGAGGUGGUAACAACAUUUACGGCAGUGAGAUCUGUGAAGUGCUAGAGAACCUGAAGAACUCCACUGAGAGGACGGCUUACAUCCUGAUGGACAAGAUCCAGCCCGUCCCGGUCCAGAACUACCUGCUCAGGUCCGGAGCUCCUCUGAGACUGAACUCUUGUCUGAGUGAACUGGGCGUGUUCGGAGCGUAUGUCAGGAAAGGCAAAGACAUGGUGUUUAAUGAGUGCGUGGGCCACCUGCUGAGGACCAAGAGCUCAGAGCAUGCUGAUGGGGGAGUGGCUGCAGGAGUAGCAGUACUGGACAACCCACUGCUGGUGUGAACUACAGCACCACCUACUGGACCAUACGGCUGACGUCAGGGGAAUUCAUCAUCCCUGUGAUUGAUUUUCUACCUGGCAUCUGUUUUAUCAAAGGUUUAGUGUGUUAAAUAUCUCCUACAGAUGCAGUAAUCAGUGGGGAGCACUUAUGACUGAACUGUUCAUUUCAUGCACAUUUUAUACCUCAUUCAAGGGUUAAUCUGUUGAAGUGUGUGAGAAGUAAUCAUUGAUGUUUUAUAAAAUAGAUUUUUAUUGUUGUUUUUUUGGUUACUUUAACUGGAAGUGGUUUUAUUAAACUACACUGGUAGCCAACUUCCAUGACCAGACACAAU